Molecule: messenger RNA, 2837 nt
Organism: Dioscorea cayenensis subsp. rotundata (Guinea yam)
Lineage: Eukaryota; Viridiplantae; Streptophyta; Magnoliopsida; Dioscoreales; Dioscoreaceae
Product: plastid division protein CDP1, chloroplastic
Exons: 12
Coding region: 168-2651 (827 amino acids)
Biological process (GO): chloroplast fission
Cellular component (GO): chloroplast inner membrane
Source: RefSeq, a predicted model, not a curated record
UGCUCCUUUUUAUUGUCUUCUUCUUUCUCUCCGAUCGAGUAACGGCUAUUCUCCGUCGUUCCGGGGAAACGAAUCCCUAACCCUAACCCAGCUUUCAUUGCAAUCUCGAUCUCUCGGAGCUCAAGGAUCAAAUGGGGAGCUAAUUAGGGUUCCGAUCCGGAGAACCUAUGGCUUUGGCUCAUGCUGUAUCCAUAUCUCCCCCUUUGGGCUUCGCUUGCGUUGAAAGUAACGUUUUUGAGAGGCGGAGGACGUCGCCUCCCGGCGUCAUGGUCUUGCUUGCCGGCAAAGGCGUAGACGGAGGUCUCAGGCAGCGGGCAUUGGGUGAUUGGCGGGAUUUGGGCCGAAGAGUGGUCCGGAGAUCGAGGAGGCUGAAUGCGGCCGUGGCUCCGGUGGUGGAGAGUGGGCAGAAUCGUAAGACUGUGGAGAUCCCUGUCACUUGCUAUCAGAUUUUGGGUGUUUCUGAGAAAGCUGAGAAGGAUGAAAUUGUAAAAGCAGUGAUGGAGUUGAAAAAUUCGGAAAUUGAAGAUGGGUACACAGCGGAUAUCGUUAGAAUCCGUCAGGAUAUUUUGAUGGAUGUGCGGGAUAAACUUCUUUUUGAACCAGUAUAUGCUGGUGACAUAAAGGGAAACGUUGCCCCAAAAGCCUCACUUCGCAUCCCAUGGACUUGGUUGCCUGCUGCUCUUUCCCUUUUACAAGAAGUUGGAGAAGGGAAAAUAGCACUUGAACUUGGUCGGACUGCUCUACAGCAUGCAGAUGCCAAGCCAUAUAUUCAUGAUUUGCUUCUGUCCAUGGCAUCAGCUGAAUGCUCAAUUGCCAAAACUUGCUUUGAAAAAAGUAAAGUAUCUGAAGGAUUUGAAGCUCUUGCACGUGCCCAACAUUUAUUAAGGAGUGAAAUCUCUCUAGUGAAGAUGCCUUUACUAUCACAGGUUGAAGAAUCUUUAAAAGAGCUUGCGCCUGCAUGCACAUUGGAGCUAUUGGGCUUGCCCUGCACCCCAAAGAACAUCGAGCAUAGGCAACGGGCAAUCUUAGCAUUACAUGAGCUGCUUAGGCAGGGUCUCAAUGCUGAAGCUUCCUGCAGAGUUCAAGAUUGGCCUUGUUUCUUGACUCAUGCAAUGAACAAGUUAAUGGCUUCUGAAAUUGUAGAUCUUCUUUCUUGGGAUACUUUGGCCAUUGCCCGCAAAAAUAAAAAAUCUCUCCAAUCUCAGCACCAAAGAAUUAUGAUUGAUUUUAAUUGCUUUUAUGUGGCCAUGAUUGCCCAUAUUGCUUUUGGAUUUUCAUCAAGACAAACUGAAAUGAUAAGUAAAGCAAAAACCAUUUGUGAGUGCCUGAUGGAAUCAGAAGGCACAAAUCUGAAGUUUGAAGAAGCCUUUUGCUCCUUCCUUUUGGGGCAGGGGAGUGAGAAAGAAGCUGCUGAAAAGCUUUCCCAACUUGAAAUUAAGGGAGCAUCAGUCACCCGUAGUUUAGAAUCCCCAUACCCAAUUAAAGAAAACAAAGACAAGCACGCUGUGAAUAGGGCACUGGAAAAUUGGCUGAAGGAGUCUGUUCUUGGUGUUUUUCCGGAGACAAAGAAUUGUGCUCCAUCUUUGACUGGUUUUUUUAGUGGCCCAAAGCGAAUUCUUAGUGGGGGCAAGCAAAAAUUAGGCAAUGUUGAUAGUGUCACACUUAGCCAUCGAUCAUUGCCUCACAGCCUUUCAACAAAUCAAGUCCCUGAAGAACCUCUGCAUUUGAAUUCAACUAGACAUCUUGGGGAGGCUGUUAGACAAUUGGCACCAGUUAACUUGCAGAACCGGCUGAACAUGAGCAAGAGUAGUGGUACCAUCAAGGGACCGUCCGUUCAAGUAAACAGAAACCCUGGACAAGCUCAUCUUAAAUUUUGGGAACAUUGGUCGCUGAUAGGAGACAUAACAGUACAGAUUGGAUGUGCUACUUUUGCAUUAUGCAUUCUAGUGGGAUCAUGGAAGUUGUUUCUGCUGCAAUCUGGACAGAACAAAAGCAUGAAUAACCUGCAUCCUAGUCAACAAAGUUUGAGCAGAAGUUCCCAUAUUUGGACCAUGGAUCAUACACCGGAUUUAAAAUCAAAUUUUGCUCGCAAGAACAUGUUUGCGCUUUUUGGGGAGCUGCUGGCAAUGUUCAGGCACCCCUCCAAGCAUGCAUCAGAUGCGGUAUCUUCUCCAAAUACCAGACCUGAUGAUAUUUCAUCUUUAUCUGUGGCAUAUGCUUCUCCUGCCAACAUGCUUCACAGAAGACAGAUGCCUCUGGAAGAAGCAGAAGCUCUAGUAAGACAGUGGCAAGACAUCAAAGCUGAGGCUCUAGGGCCAAAUCAUCAAAUUCAGGCCCUCUCCGACAUUCUGGCUGAAUCCAUGCUUUCAAGGUGGCAUGACUUGGCAAAUGCAGCAAAAACCAGCUUGUGCUUCUGGAGGUUUGUUUUACUGCAGCUUUCUAUCGUGCGAGCUGACAUCCUCUCAGAUGAUCUUGGCGGUGAGAUUGCAGAAAUCGAGGUAGUACUCGAGGAAGCUGCAGAGCUUGUUGAUGAAUCCCACUCAAAAAAUCCAAAUUACUACAGUACAUACAAAAUCAAUUAUAUCUUGAGAAAACACGACGAUGGCUCCUGGAAAUUCUGUGAAUGUGCAAUCGAAGAAGACGUCAGGUAAGACCACAAUUGAUUUCUUGAUAUUACUCACAGAUUUUCUAGUGAAGCUAAUUAGUGUAGUGUUUCAGUUCUGUGAAUGGGUGAGUAGGCUACCUGCUAUUUGUUUCUUCAUUAGUUCGCUUUGCUUGUAGUGCUAACCAUUGUUUCAAUUUAUUGUUAUUAUAAUCAAGCUCACGGUUUUAAGUUA